Molecule: messenger RNA, 4383 nt
Organism: Chelmon rostratus (copperband butterflyfish)
Lineage: Eukaryota; Metazoa; Chordata; Actinopteri; Chaetodontiformes; Chaetodontidae
Product: HHIP-like protein 1
Exons: 14
Coding region: 895-3897 (1000 amino acids)
Cellular component (GO): membrane
Source: RefSeq, a predicted model, not a curated record
UCUAAGCUGAGGCUGCAGCGUGGCUGUGCGUCUGAAUGAAAGAGCCUCUCUCUCCCACUCUCUGCUGCUGCCUGGAUGUAUGGCUGCUGUCCGCUGCAGCAAGUGAGCACAUGUCCAGAGCAAACACAGCAAGUCUCUCCAAGUGACUCAGAGCUGGAAGUAAAUAUUUUGCAGUAACUUUGGCUGAAGGUGCAACUUGCUUUUUGAAUUUUAUCCCUUUUUCUAAGAAGCUGGAUUACUUCUUAGUAAUGUGACUUUUUUAUUUUUUUUGAGGAUUUCUGUGCAUCCAGAAAAUAACUUAUUUUUGAGAAAUUCAUGUGAUAGUAAGUGGAAAACUUUCUCUCUUUGAAGAAUACCUGAUGUGAUCCAAAGAUAUUUUUGCAGAAACUGAGGGACCAGGACUGAAUCACACACAUCAGCAGGACUUCGGGACGUUGGAGGUGGCAGCUCCACACACCACCAGGACAUCUCACCAUCAAAAGCAUUCACUGGAUCUGCAUCAGUUUGACCUUAUUUUACCGUAUUUACACACAGAGCAGUCAGCGUGCUUUGUAGGUCUCUGGCCAACUUGCAGGCAGGUGUGAUACUAGGUCAGUGUGCUUGAUACACACACACACACACACACACACACACAUACACACGUGGUUGCCUGAAACUGCAGAGACCAGGACAUCAAAUGAGGACAUCCUGCGCUCUAAAUCUUUUCAGAAAAGCUAACUUUGAGUCACACACCUGUGCUUGACAGCUGCUGGUGGAGAUGUAACAAGCACAUUGUCUUCCAACAAGUCUUCUCACAUAUUAAAGUGAAAUAUCACACACACGCUGCUUUGAUUUACUGCACUAUCGGGUCAAGAGCCACACUGUCCUGAACUGAAAGACAGCAUCAUCCACACCAUGACCCUACAGACCUGGAAUUUGCAGCAUGCCUUCGUCCCUCACCUCCUUCUCCUCGUCCUGCUGUCGCUCCUCCAGGCCUGGCGGGGGUGCUGUCACCCCCAGUGUUUGGACUACAAGCCUCCGUUUCAGCCCCAGCAGCCAUUGGUCUUCUGUAAGGAGUAUUCCAAGUUUGGAUGCUGUGAUCAGGAGAAAGAUGAGGAGAUAUCAAUGCGGUUUUACACCAUCAUGGGCAACUUUGACCAUUCAGGUUAUGUAACCUGUGGCAAGUACAUACGCAGCAUCCUGUGCCAGGAGUGCUCUCCAUACGCCGCCCACCUGUAUGAUGCUGAAGACGCCAACACACCUAUGCGGAUGCUGCCGGGACUGUGCAGGGAUUACUGCUCCGACUACUGGCACCAGUGCCGCUACACACUCAGUCUCCUCCUGGAGGACUUGGGCAGCCCGCAGCAGUUUGCAAACCUGACUGCAACGAUAGAAGAAGAUCGCAGAAGGUUCUGUGACUUUCUGGAGCUGAGGGACAAACAGUACUGCUAUCCUAAUGUACUUACAAAUGCAGACCUAAAUGCUAAUCUCGGCUUUGUACGCGAGGACCCCAAAGGAUGUCUGGAGUUAUGUUUGCAGGAGGUUGCCAAUGGGCUCCGUAACCCCGUGGCCAUGAUCCACGCAGACGAUGGCACUCAUCGAUUCUUCGUGGCGGAGCAGCUGGGUUAUGUGUGGGUGUAUCUGGCCAACGGCUCCAGGAUCGACCGUCCUUUCCUCAACCUCACCCAUGCCGUGCUAACAUCACCGUGGGCUGGAGACGAGAGGGGGUUCCUCUGCAUAGCCCUACACCCGAGAUUCACCUCGGUCAGGAAAGCCUACGUGUACUACUCUGUGUCUGUCAAAAAGCAGGAGAGGAUACGAAUCAGCGAGUUCACACUGUCAACGCAUGAUGACAACCAACUAGACCACUCCUCUGAGAGAACCAUCCUCGAGGUGGUUGAGCCGGCAUCCAAUCACAAUGGAGGACAGCUCCUAUUUGGCCAUGACGGGUAUCUGUACAUCUUCAUUGGUGAUGGGGGCCGAGCUGGGGACCCAUUUGGAAAGUUUGGCAACUCACAGAACAAGUCAACGCUCCUCGGCAAAGUGCUGCGCAUUGAUGUAGAGAACAAUGACGAUGGCGCCCCGUACAGCAUCCCCUCCGACAACCCGUUCUUGAGGGAGAAGGAAGCACGACCCGAGAUUUAUGCCUACGGAGUUCGCAACAUGUGGCGUUGCUCCAUCGACCGCGGCGACCCCGUUACAGGCCGAGGCAGAGGCAGGAUGCUUUGCGGUGACGUAGGCCAGAACAAAUAUGAAGAGGUGGACCUCAUUGUUAAAGGAGGCAACUAUGGAUGGAGGGCCAAAGAAGGCUUCAGCUGCUACGACCGGAAACUCUGCCAAAACUCCUCGCUAGAUGACAUCUUGCCAAUCUUUGCCUACGCCCACAAGUUGGGCAAGUCGGUGACAGGAGGAUACAUCUACAGAGGCUGUCAGAUGCCCAACCUCAACGGACUCUACAUCUUCGGGGAUUUCAUGAGUGGGCGUCUGAUGUCUCUGAGGGAGAACUUCACCACAGGUGAAUGGCAGUACAAUGAGAUCUGCAUGGGGACAGACCAGACCUGCAGAUUCCCCAAACUCAUCAACAGUUACUAUAAAUACAUCAUCUCUUUCGCUGAGGAUGAAGCAGGUGAGCUGUAUUUCUUAGCCACAGGAGCCCCGAGUGCCACAGCCAGGGCAGGCGUCAUCUACAAGAUAGUGGACCCUUCCAGGCGAGCGUCACCAGGAAAAUGCACCAUCAAGCCUUCACCUGUUAAGAUAAAAGGGAAACUGAUUCACUUCCAUCCUAAAGAAGAGUUUGUGAUCAACAAGAAACCAACCACCACACCUGUUCCCACGACAACCACGAGAAAAACUACAACCACAACCAAAACGCCACAGAAGAGAAAACCCAUAAUAAUAAUAAAACCGCCAAUGCCAACAAGAAAAACAAUAAGAAAAACAACACUACCAGCACCAACGACGGCAACGACCAGAAAAACACCACCACCUACGACCGCAGCAACAAGAAAAACAUUACAGACAACAAGAAAAGCAACGAGAAAAACACCAACAUCACCGACUAUUAAAGCAGCAACUACACAAACAACCUCAGCAACAACAAUAAAACCAACAACCGUACCAACAACUGUCCAGAUGGCAACAACCCCCGCCACAACCACACCCACUGGUUAUCGCACAACCCUCACGACUGCAGCCUUCUCUAGGAUUGCUCAAACCCCCAACGUCACCAUACCCCCAACCAGGAGACACGGGAGACCCCUUCACGACCCUACCACCUCCCAACCCUUAACCUCACCACAACCUUUUCCAUCUACCACGUCGCCGAAGCGACCCCAGGUGGCUCUAACUUCUGCACGUUACCCCGAGCGCCCCGGAGCACUCACUACACCACGGCCGCCAUAUUGGAGCCAGAAGCCCACGGCAUCAGGCUACAAGCCGCAGAGACCACCGAUCAACACAACGCUGCUCAAGUCUCAGGAGGAGAAGCUGUGGCUCGGAGAAAAAUUGGAAAUCGCCGGCGAGGGGAACCAGGUAUAUAAGAGGCCUCGAGGAAGAGGUAGAGGUCGCAGUCACAUGAGAGGAGGAAGGCCGCGGGCCGGAUCAGUGCGACUGGUAAGCGCUGACGGUUUAUCAGAUCGAGGCAGAGUGGAGAUCUUCAUCCGCGGCGAGUGGGGGACAGUGUGCGAUGACCUUUUCACCGCCAAAGCGGGUGCCGUGGUGUGUCGACAGCUCGGCUUCACAACGGCGUUGGCGGUGAUGAAGAGGGCCGCGCUGGGGGAGGCAGAUAAGAGCGUCAGGAUCCUGUUGGAUGACGUGGAGUGCGAGGGCGGGGAGUGGUCGCUGCUGGAGUGUAAGAGAUCCAGGGUCGGGAAGCACAACUGCUCACAUGGGGAAGAUGUAGGGGUGAUCUGUGGUUAGCGAUGAGGGGUGGAAGUAAAGGAGCAGUAUAGGAAGGAGAGGAGGAGAUGGUGGAGUGAUGUUUGCCACAUACAGGAAAUAACUGGACCAGAACGAAGCAAGGACAGAGGAAGAGAGUAUUGAGGAAGGUGAUUCGAGGCUGCACAUGUUUUAGCAUUAAUGUUGCUGAUAACAGUUUUAUAAAGAUUUCCAUCAUUUGUAUUUUUUCAGUUUUGCCAGUUUUACAUGCGGAAUGCAAAAAAAUGUACAUCACCGAAAAAAUAGUGUUAAUUACUGAUUGUGAUUGUGUUUACAUGCUUACCAUACAUCCACGAGGCAAAAAAAAAAAAAAAAAACAAGACAAAAAACAUAUUCUACUAAAACAGUCCAUGGUGUUCGAAGAAGAUAUUUGUAUUUUUGUAUUGUAUAAUUUCAGCAGGUCUAUUUUCUAAAGCAGCUUUUUUAAUUUGCAUUUUGCAAGAGUUUUAACAAGGAAAUGCUGGACAU